UUUGCGCUGCUGAUGACAUCACGGUCUUAAAUAUUCCCGUUGCUUCUUCCCAACGUCAUCAGUUAUCCUCGCUCCGCGACGGGCAGAAAGAUCCUCGCGCGGAUGGUUUUGUAGCUUAGCUAGCUUUGUGAAAGAGAAACGUUGGGACGGUUGUAUUUUCAAACCCGUUGCCUCCUUGUCUGCCUCUAAACACCCGGCUAUACUGGGAAGAGAAACUACCAGCUGGGUCUCAGUGCAAGGGGAAAAAAGGAAGAGGUGGUGGAGAAAAGAACUGAGCAAAGUCAGGCGUGGUAGAAAGGAAAAAAAAAUCAUCUUUUGUCAUAAAAUCUUCAGGGUAGCAUACAGAAUGUCGCUUUCCGUACCACAGAACGGAGUAAAGGGGGAUAGCGAGCCCGUUAUCGAGCUUUUUGUUAAGGCGGGAAGCGAUGGCGAAAGCAUCGGGAACUGCCCCUUCUCUCAGAGGCUCUUCAUGAUACUUUGGCUUAAAGGAGUUGUCUUCAAUGUCACCACAGUGGAUCUUAAGAGGAAACCUGCAGAUCUCCAGAACUUGGCCCCUGGCACACAUCCACCCUUCAUCACAUUCAACGGAGAGGUCAAAACUGACGUCAACAAGAUUGAGGAGUUUCUUGAGGAUGUCCUCUGCCCACCCAAGUACAUCAAGCUUGGUGCAAGACACCCCGAGUCAAACACAACUGGUAUGGACAUCUUUGCAAAGUUCUCAGCGUACAUCAAGAACUCCAAGCCAGACGCAAAUGAGGCUCUGGAGCGUGGACUUCUGAAGACGCUGCAGAAACUAGAUGAGUAUCUUUACUCCCCGCUGCCGGACGAGAUCGACCACAACAGCAUUGACGACGUCAAAGUCUCCACCCGCAAAUUCUUGGAUGGAGAUGAAAUGACCCUGGCUGACUGUAACCUGCUGCCCAAGCUGCACAUAGUUAAGGUUGUGGCUAAAAAAUACAGAGGUUUCGACAUCCCUAAACAGAUGACGGCCAUCUGGAAGUACCUGAACAAUGCUUACACACGUGAAGAGUUCACUAACACCUGCCCCAGUGACAAGGAGAUUGAGAUUGCCUACGCAGACGUGGCCAAGAGGCUGGUCAAAUAAGCUCCACUGUCACCGCCUCUAUCCAUUCCCCACCUCCGUAACCUCCUUCCGUUCACCUUUGCUUCCUCAGCAAUGGAACCGACGUGCUCAUUUUCGAGAAAGAAAAAAAAUAAACUCUGGACUUCUUUUCCUUCUCUUCAUCUAGAAACAAACCCCAAAUGCAUGAACCUGCCAUCAUUUUGUUUUUCCAUCCGGUUUUAUGAAGGAAUCUUUAGUUUAAUCAGCUGAGGUCACCCUCCUUUCAGCUUUUACGAUUAAUUGUUUUUGGUUUUUACUUGCCGAUGAAUGUGUGAGAUGGUGAUGCGACGGAGAAGCAGCCAGACCCAUAUCUGUGCUUAUCGAAGUGCGGAGCCAAACACGCUCCCUGAUAAGUGACCUUCCAGCUGACUUUCACUCUGCAUGCAGAUGAAACGUCACAAGCUGUUAUUUUCUGUUGAAGAUUGAAAUAGCUCUUUAUUGGGUUGUUUAGUAAGUGAACACUGAAAAGCUUUUUUUUUUUUUAGGCUCAUUAAACAAUGUAAACAGUGUUGAAGCUCCAGUGUUUGACAGGGUUAAGUAGAAGCUGAAGGUAAUCCAAACCUGAGCAUUGAAUGCUUUAUUUUAAUGUUGAGCUAUUAAAAACAAAACGGUUGGAACUGCAGGUAAGACUACCUGGUAUAUGCACUCUGAUUUCCUCGUUGCCUCAAAUUAGCAAAAUUCAUGUAGCUCUGCUCAGUAGAAUUGUAGGAAAUUUCCUGUACCAACUGCAGAAGGAUAAAACCAGAGGUCUGUGAAAUGUCCAAUCAUAUGUAGCUUGCUGACAUGUUUAUGGCUGGGCUUUUGUAAUCACCGCAUUGCCAUCCAAUGUCCAUUUAAACUAUAGCACGCUGACUUCACAUGUCAUAAAUAAGGAAAGUCUUCACUUUCAUGCUAACUGUAGCAGUAGUUUGGACUAUCUUGAACCAAAAAGAGGCACAUUGUUCUUGUCUCACUGUGGAUUGACUGGCUAUAAACUAGUGAACUUGGAAAAAAAGUCAAAUAAACCACACAAGUCUUGGUUAAUAUACAGAAUGAAGGACACUGUGCGGUCAAGCACCAAGAAAGGCAACACUAAAGACAUUUAUAACGAAACAAAUUGAGGAUUUGUAAAGAAUGUAUUGGUAUCAAAUUGAACUUUUUCUUCAAAAUGUAAAGAGAUCUCAGAGGUAGCAAGUGUAUGUUAUGAUACAGUAGCUCCAAAAAGUGCUUUAGUGUGGAUGAAGCAAAGCUUGUCUUUGUUUUCUUCCAAAUUGCCAUUUUUUUUUUCAGACUUUUGUUAAGAAGCAAAUCUGAUGAAAAAGGAAUUGUAAAUAUUUUUUUUCAUAUUUCAGAUUUUCAAUAUGUAAAUUUACUGCAUUUCAUCUGAAUUUGAAGGAAAAAAUGGUCAACUUCUCACCUGCGUGGAUCUGAUUUCCAAAUGAACCAUCUCCUCUUUGCCUUACUUGUUUUCUCUGCAGAUGUUUUGCAGGAGAGAUUUUUUUUAGAGAUCAUUUCAUUGCAACAAGUGUGGAGUUGUACAAGGAAAAUAUCAGUUAUUUCAUGGCUUUUCUUUUUUAACUAUUGACUGAAUUUAAAUAAACUUCUUAUCAGCACUCA
This is a messenger RNA of Melanotaenia boesemani (Boeseman's rainbowfish), 2719 nucleotides long. It is a transcript of the gene clic4, whose product is annotated as chloride intracellular channel 4. Lineage: Eukaryota; Metazoa; Chordata; Actinopteri; Atheriniformes; Melanotaeniidae. The transcript has 6 exons. The coding region runs from base 347 to 1105 and encodes 252 amino acids. The record is from RefSeq and is a predicted model, not a curated record.